This is a messenger RNA of Seminavis robusta, 489 nucleotides long. The record is from the annotation of a GenBank genome assembly. Lineage: Eukaryota; Bacillariophyta; Bacillariophyceae; Naviculales; Naviculaceae.
AUGAAGUUUUCCUUGAUCAUUGCUGGAUUGUUCACUCUGGUGUCCGUGGCUCAGGCUUCUGUCAUUCAAGAACAAGAACCCAACAACGACAUUAACACUGCUCAGCACAUCCCUGUUGCUGCCUUCACUCUUGGGUACAAUCCUAUUAUUGCAAACUCUGAUACAAUUCCUUGGGUAACCAUUGAGGGUACUGGGGAUGGUACCCAUGACUUUUACUCAUUUUUGGUCCCCAAUUCGGGAAUGAUUGCAUCCUUCUUUGAUAUUGACGAUACGAACAGAGGCAAGCGGUUUGAUUCAUUCCUCACUCUCUAUGACCCAAAUGGAAACUACCUUACACAUCAAGAUGAUGUUGAUGAUACUCAAGAUGAUGUUGGCGAUAUUAGUCAAGAUCCUGGCUCAAAUACACGUGUUGACUCCUACAUGACCUACACCUUCAAUACUCCUGGCACAUACACCAUUGCUCACAGCUUCGAGCGGCAAAGGGCAUAA